Molecule: messenger RNA, 2765 nt
Organism: Oryzias melastigma (Indian medaka)
Lineage: Eukaryota; Metazoa; Chordata; Actinopteri; Beloniformes; Adrianichthyidae
Gene: tnk1
Product: tyrosine kinase, non-receptor, 1
Exons: 14
Coding region: 274-2511 (745 amino acids)
Biological process (GO): protein phosphorylation; multicellular organism development; cell surface receptor protein tyrosine kinase signaling pathway
Cellular component (GO): signaling receptor complex
Molecular function (GO): protein binding; ATP binding; transmembrane receptor protein tyrosine kinase activity
Source: RefSeq, a predicted model, not a curated record
UCCGUGCGGAUUCAUGUACAGCCGGUGAAAAAGAAAGGAGGAAUAUUUUUAUCGUCGUUGCAAAGUGUCUAUUCUGCGUGGAGGACUUUUAGUUUAAAGUUAUUGCUUUGAGAAGUUUGUUCUGGUUCAGGUUUGUGGGAAAACAAAGGUUUAUUUCGACUACUGCAGAGGUUUCUAAGCCAACAUGGUUCACCUGUCUCAAGGUGUGUGUGGUUGAAGACGGGACAGAGUGCGGCAGAGAGGCAUUUUGAUGAACGACCGGUCAGCCAGGUCAUGCUUAUGGACCAAGACACUCAGUGGCUCUACCAACUCCUGGCAGAGGUCCAGUUGGAGAAGUUCUACCCACGCCUCAAAGAUGGCCUCAACAUCACUCGCAUCGACCACUUUAAUUACGUCAAGGAUGGCGACCUGGAGCAGAUAGGAAUCAGUAAGCCAGCACAAAGAAGGCUAUGGGAAGCUUUAAAACGCUACAAGUCCAGUGCGCGCUCGCGGAGCAAGGGGUCGAGCAAUCGAAGUGCAGAUGUAGGGGAGCAUUGGGGCGGAGGCGUCACCAAUCUGGGGCUGGAGGCGGGCGCCCGGGCGCUUCCCAGCCUAAUUCAAGACAGCGAGCUGGUUCUCGGAGAGAAAUUAGGAUCUGGGUCCUUCGGGGUGGUGAGGAAGGGAGAGUGGCACACGCCCACCGGCAGAGUGUUGCCGGUGGCAGUGAAGUCGCUAAAGAGCGAUAUGUCGCAGCAGUCGGACACGCUGACGGACUUCCUCCAAGAAGUCACCGUCAUGCAGUCCUUAGACCACAUCAACAUCAUACGCCUCUACGGCGUGGUGCUCACUCAGCCGCUGAAGAUGGUGACAGAGCUGGCCCCCGGGGGCUCGCUGUACGACAUCCUCCGUUCACGACAGUAUGACUACCCUCUGCUGCGCCUCUGGCUCUUCGCCACUCAGAUUGCAGCCGGGAUGGAGUACCUGGAGAGCCGCAGGUUCAUCCACAGGGACCUGGCAGCGAGAAACGUGCUGCUGGCGGCGAAGGAGUUGGUGAAGAUCGGCGACUUUGGUCUGAUGCGAGGCCUGAACCAGGAGAAAGACCAUUAUGUCAUGUCCGCCCACAGGAGGAUCCCGUUUGCAUGGUGUGCCCCUGAAAGUUUGCGUGUUGGCUCCUUCUCGCACGCCUCGGACGUGUGGAUGUAUGGCGUGACCCUAUGGGAGAUGUUUACCUUCUGCGAGGAACCAUGGUUUGGGCUGUCAGGCCGGCAGAUUCUGUGGCAUGUUGAGCGAGAAGGCGAGAGACUCGAGAAACCCCCCGACUGUCCUCAAGAACUCUAUGUCAUCAUGAAGAAGUGCUGGGCCUUGAGUCCUGCAGACAGACCCAGCUUUGCCCAGCUCACCACAAUCGUGACAGAGGCAAAACCCAUGGAGGUCCAUGUAACAAGAGACUUUGUCGAGCCUAGGAAACUUCAACUGACAGCCAACGAUGUUGUGACGGUCCUGGAACACAGUAAGGAGCUGACUGAGUGGCGCGGCCAGAACCAAAAAACACUGGCUGUCGGCUUGUUUCCCGCCAUUCUUGCCGUCCCCACGUCCAGCAACACGCCCCCCAUCCAGGCUGUGACCCCCGCCUUCAUCAUCUCCCCCCCAGUGAAAGGCUCCCUGCAACACACAGGACACGGAGACAUCCAGCCGGAGAACAGCUGGGGGUCGCCUGCAAGGCUGGAAGACGGCGGCUGGAGGCCAGGACCUGCCAGGGAGCGGGAGCCAUCCAAUCUACGGAAAAUGGCAGGUAUGUCUCGAAGCUUGGAGUCGGUGCUGAGUGGGCCUCCGCCUCGGGGCCAGACGUCUGGGGUGCUCCGAGUGGAUCAACACGGCAGGCUCCCACCUCAAGUUAUGAUGGCUCACAGCGUUAUGAUGCCGCCAGAUAUCCGCCGCAUGAGCGAGGCCAGCAUCAACCCUCCUCCUCGUCCGCCCCUCCCCAACUUAAAACACUUGCAUAUCAGAGGCCUGAAGAAACCCCCAGCGUACCCCGCAUCUGCCGCCUCAUGGGGGACGCAGUUCGCGGCUCAGAAACCAGCCCAGACUCAGCUGCAGACUCAGCUGCAGCCUCCGCAGGGAGCCGCCACCGGUUCCAAUUUGGUGAAAAUGGCGCAACUGAACCGCUCCACGCCUCAGCUGGACGAGGAGCCCCGAGAGAGGGAUCGGACGAGAGAGCGGGAAAAACUGCAGUCUCAGAGGGAUGCUCUGGUGGCGCAGGUGAUGGAGGCGGUGCACGGCGUGACCAUCGAAGAGGUUCAGAGCGCACUCCAGCGUAAUGACGGGAACCCGGUCCGAGCCGAGCAACAACUCAAGCUGGAGCAGCUGUACUCUCUGUGCCUCUGCUCCAAAGAGGACUGCUAUAAGAUCCUCACCCGGUACCAGUGGAACCUGCAGCUGGCCAGCCGCUACUUGUUCCGGUGGUCCAGAGAUGACAGAGCCGCUGCCAGUGAGAGGGAGCGACCGCAGAUCAGCGCAGAAAGACGCGUCUGAACUUUUAGUUUUAUAGGACCUUGACUUUCGGAUUCAGCUACGCGCCAACACAUCAUCUACGUUGAUGUAAAAACAGUCUAUUACAAGAAAUGAAGGAAUGUUUAAACUAUGAAAAGCUUUUUAAUGAAUAAAUGUUAAGGUACUUGUUGUUAUUUUAUAAAUUCAUAGUGCUUUUGUUCAGCACUUUUUAUAUAUAGUUGUGAAUGUACAUAUUCCAUACUGUUUUGUUGAAUUAAACGGAUGAUCAAACAUCA